CUGAUUUUGGGCUGACUUUUCCAAAUCGCUUCCUUCCUGCUUCGAUGUUGUUAGGGUUCUAAGCUUCCUUUCGUCCUACUCCCUUUGUGAACUGAGCUUUACCAGGAUGGCCUCCACUACCACAGAAUCUUCUCGUAUUCUUCACGAAAUCGAGACCUUGAAAUCCGCCAGGUCCGACUUAGAUCGUCGUAUUUCAUCUCUCGAGUCCCAGCUCCGCGACCUGAAUCAUCACCAGAACAAUGGCGUCUCUCAUGCCCCUUCCGCUUCAUUAUCCACUCUCGACUCCACUUUUCCUCAUGGAUUGUCCCCCGACAUGAUUUACAGAUACAGUCGCCACCUCCUCCUUCCUACCUUCGGAGUCCAAGCGCAAUCGCGGCUUUUGAAGUCUUCGAUUUUAGUAGUUGGAGCGGGAGGGUUGGGCUCACCAGCUUUGAUGUAUCUUGCAGCUUGUGGGGUUGGUCGUCUGGGAAUUGUUGAUCAUGAUGUAGUUGAGCUAAAUAACAUGCAUCGGCAGAUCAUCCAUACUGAGGCAUAUAUUGGACGGUCGAAAGUAGAAUCGGCUGCUGCUACGUGUCACUCGAUCAACUCUACUGUCCAGAUUGUUGAACACAAAGAAGCUCUUCGUACAUCAAACGCUUUAGAAAUUUUUAGCAAAUAUGAUAUCAUAGUAGAUGCAACAGAUAAUGCUCCUAGCCGAUACAUGAUUAGUGAUUGUUGUGUGGUGCUGGGAAAGCCUCUUGUGUCUGGUGCAGCUGUAGGUUUGGAGGGACAGCUGACAGUUUACAAUUACAAUGGAGGUCCAUGCUACCGAUGCCUAUUUCCAACUCCCCCGCCAACAACAGCAUGCCAAAGGUGUUCUGAUAGUGGUGUUCUUGGAGUAGUUCCUGGGAUCAUUGGCUGUCUUCAAGCCUUGGAGGCUAUAAAAAUUGCAAGUGCAGUUGGUGAGCCACUUUCUGGACGGAUGCUUCUGUUUGAUGCCUUAGCAGCAAGGAUCCGAAUUGUCAAGAUUCGUGGAAGGUCGUUGCAGUGUGAAGUAUGUGGAGAAAAUUCUAAAUUCAAAGCAGCACAAUUUCAAGAAUUCGACUAUGAGAAGUUCACCCAGUCUCCAUUAUCUACGUCUCCUCUGAGGUUAAAACUACUGGAGCCACACUCAAGAAUAAGUGCCAAAGAGUACAGUGAUCGACUUCAUAAAGGCGAAUCACACGUGCUUUUGGAUGUCCGUCCCGAGCACCAUUUCAGAAUUGUUUCUCUUCCGAACUCCCUUAACGUUCCGCUGUCUAGUUUGGACGGAAGGCUGGAAGAAGUUGGUUUGGCUCUGAAGGGAGAGAAACAUAAACAGGGUUCAGACUCCUCCAGUGGUGAUGUUCAAUUAUACGUUGUUUGUAGGAGAGGGAAUGAUUCUCAAAGAGCCGUCAAGGCUCUCCAGGAGAAAGGGUUCAGUUCAGCUAAGGAUAUCAUUGGUGGAUUGGAGGGUUGGGCCCGCGAGGUAGACCCCACUUUCCCUUCCUAUUAAUUUGGUCGCCCAUUCUUGUAUAUUUUUUGCUUUGAACCACAGCCCUUUGCUUUCCCAUACACAAAUGGUUUACUUGUUUGUUUCACUCAGUAGCGACAGUUUUGAAAAGGAUGGUUACAAUGAUAAAUGCCACCUCUAUGACUGUUAGUUUCCUUAUAAUUUCUCCAUUAUAAUUUAUUAGCUUUGUUUGAUUUUUGUUA
Molecule: messenger RNA, 1713 nt
Organism: Cucurbita pepo subsp. pepo (vegetable marrow)
Lineage: Eukaryota; Viridiplantae; Streptophyta; Magnoliopsida; Cucurbitales; Cucurbitaceae
Gene: CNX5
Product: co-factor for nitrate, reductase and xanthine dehydrogenase 5
Biological process (GO): tRNA wobble position uridine thiolation
Cellular component (GO): cytoplasm; cytosol
Molecular function (GO): thiosulfate-cyanide sulfurtransferase activity; URM1 activating enzyme activity; adenylyltransferase activity
Source: RefSeq, a predicted model, not a curated record